Messenger RNA from Diaporthe citri, 4524 nucleotides. RefSeq lists its product as uncharacterized. The record is from RefSeq and is a predicted model, not a curated record. Lineage: Eukaryota; Fungi; Ascomycota; Sordariomycetes; Diaporthales; Diaporthaceae. Gene Ontology annotation, cellular component: membrane. The transcript has 2 exons. Gene Ontology annotation, molecular function: ABC-type transporter activity; ATP hydrolysis activity; ATP binding. The coding region runs from base 1 to 4524 and encodes 1507 amino acids. Gene Ontology annotation, biological process: transmembrane transport.
AUGCCGUCCUCAGAUAACACUCUGUUUCCAUCCCAGGGCCCGACCGUGCCAGGGGCCUCGGGGGUAAUUGAUGAUCGGGAGCGAGAAUCGUCCCUGAGGAUAUCGAACCCAUCCGACUCCGACCAUGCUGAGGACGAGGCGCACUUCGCGCCCAUGAAGACUGAGGCAGACUCCCGGCCACCCCUGCAACAGAGAAGGAGCAAUAUACAGACCGAGGACGACCUGUUCCGCGCCCUGUCGCGCCGCCGUACCGGGACCUCAGCUGCCGACACGGAGGACGAGGACCACGAGAUCGAAAGGUUGAUGUCGCGCAUGUUUGGCAAGGCCCGGCAGGAGCAGAGCGAGGAGGAAAAAACACGGCACUCGGGCGUCGUCUUCCGGAAUCUCACCGUCAAGGGUGCAGGGCUCGGCGCCAGCCUGCAGCCCACCGUGGGUGACCUCUUCAUGGGCCUGCCGAGGUUUUUGAAGAAUCUGGUCACGAAAGGGCCCAAGGCUGCGACGGGGAAGCCACCCGUGCGGGAGAUCCUCAGCGACUUCAAUGGCUGCGUGCGCCCCGGUGAAAUGCUGCUCGUGCUCGGCCGUCCUGGGUCGGGAUGUUCGACUUUUCUCAAAACCUUUUGUAACCAGCGCGCGGGUUAUGUCGAUGUUCUUGGUGAUGUGACCUAUGGCGGGACUGAUGCGAAGACCAUGGCCAAAGACUUCCGAGGAGAGAUAAUCUAUAACCCGGAAGACGACCUCCACUACGCCACACUCUCGGUCCGACGCACCCUGACUUUUGCUUUGCGGACGAGGACACCAGGCAAGGAGUCUCGGCUGGAGGGUGAGACCAGAGAGGACUACGUCAAGGAGUUUUUGCGCGUGGCAACGAAGCUUCUCUGGAUCGAACACACACUGGACACCAAGGUCGGCAACGAGCAUGUUCGCGGAGUGUCUGGUGGUGAGCGCAAGCGUGUCAGUAUUGCCGAGGCGCUCAUCACUCGAGCCAGCGUUCAAGGCUGGGACAAUUCCUCGAAGGGUCUCGAUGCAGCCACGGCGGUCGAAUACGUGCAGGCCUUGCGAGCAUUGACCAACAUGGCUGGGGUCUCAACUGCAGUCUCGCUAUAUCAGGCUGGUGAAAGCCUUUACAACCUCGUUGACAAGGUCCUGGUCAUCGACCAGGGCCAAUGUUUGUACUUUGGUCCCUCGGACAACGCCAAGAAGUACUUCCAAGACCUCGGCUUCGACUGCCCGGCGCGAUGGACCACGGCGGACUUCCUAACUUCUGUUGUGGACCCACACGAGCGCAGCGUUCGCCCCGGCUGGGAGGAUCGCAUUCCUCGUUCGGCUGCAGACUUUGCCGCCGUGUACAAGAAGAGCGAAGCAUACAAGAACAACCUUGCAGACAUGGAAGACUUUGAGGCGAAGACCGCGGAACAGCAGCGACAGAUCAGCCAGAACUCGACCAAGGCGAGCAAGAAGAAGAACUACACCAUCUCAUUCUACCAGCAGGUCCUCGCUCUUACCAAGCGACAAUUCCUUGUCUUGCUCGGAGACAAGGCUUCACUGUUCGGAAAAUGGGGCGGCAUUGUCUUCCAAGGUUUGAUCGUUGGGUCCCUGUUCUUCCAGCAGCCAGACAACACCGCAGGAGCCUUCACCCGAGGCGGUGUUCUCUUCUUCAUCCUUCUAUUCAACGCCCUUCUCGCACUCGCGGAGCAGACUGCUGCCUUUGAGUCCAAGCCCAUCCUCCUCAAGCACAAGAACUUCUCCUUCUACCGCCCUUCUGCCUACGCUCUCGCCCAGACAGUGGUGGACAUCCCUCUGAUCUUCACACAGGUGUUCAUAUUCGACGUAAUCAUCUACUGGAUGUCAGGCCUCGCCGCUACAGCAUCUCAGUUCUUUAUCUCUAUACUCAUCCUCUUCACGGUUACCAUGGCCACAUACGCCUUCUUCCGCGCGGUAUCAGCCGUCGCCAAAACACUUGACGACGCCACCAAGGUCACCGGAGUCUUCAUCCAGAUCCUGAUCGUGUACACAGGCUACCUGAUCCCACCAGCGUCGAUGCGCGUCUGGUUCGGCUGGCUGCGCUGGCUCGACUGGAUCCAGUACGGCUUCGAGGCCCUGAUGUCGAACGAGUUCUACAACCUGGAGAUGGACUGCGUGCCGCCCUAUCUGGUGCCGCAGGGGCCUGGCGCACAGCCUCAGUACCAAUCCUGCGCCGUCCGGGGGUCGACGCCCGGCUCUACCGUCGUGUCUGGCGCCAACUACAUCCAGGAGAGCUUCCAGUACUCGCGGUCCCACCUGUGGCGCAACUUCGGCAUCAUCUGGGCCUUCUUUGCACUCUUCCUCGUCGUCACCGCCAUCGGGAUGGAGGUCAUGAAGCCCAACGCGGGAGGGGCUGCCGUCACUGUCUUCAAGCGCGGCCAAGUCCCCAACUCUGUCAAGGAGUCUAUCGAGACCGGCGGUCGGAAGGGAAAUAUGUCGGACGAGGAGUCGGGCGCCGUCAAGGGCAGCCCGAGUUCGGGCUCUGAGGCUGACGUGGUCAAGGAGCGGGAGGAGAAGGACAAGAAAGCCAUGCAGAAUGUGGCUAAGAACGAGACGAUCUUCACGUUCCAGGAUGUCAACUACACAAUCCCGUUCCAAGGUGGCGAGAGGAAGCUUCUCAAUGGCGUUUCGGGCUGCGUUCGACCGGGUCGUCUCACUGCAUUGAUGGGUGCUUCUGGCGCUGGCAAGACCACAUUGCUAAACACUUUGGCUCAAAGAAUCACCUUUGGCGUUGUGACUGGAGACUUCCUGGUUGAUGGCAGAAAGCUACCCAAGUCAUUCCAGCGCGCUACCGGUUUCGCCGAGCAAAUGGACAUCCACGAACCCACUGCCACGGUGCGGGAAGCACUGCAAUUCUCAGCUCUCCUCCGUCAGCCCCGAGAGGUUUCAACCGAAGAAAAGUACGCCUAUUGCGAGACAAUCAUCGACCUCCUCGAGAUGCACGAUAUCGCUGGCGCCACCAUUGGACAGGUCGGAGAAGGCCUCAACCCUGAACAGAGAAAGCGACUCACCAUUGGAGUCGAGCUUUCCUCCAAGCCGGAGCUCUUGCUCUUCCUCGACGAGCCCACAUCCGGCCUCGACUCCGGCGCGGCGUUCAACAUUGUCAGAUUCCUGCGCAAGCUAGCCGACGCGGGCCAAGCCAUCCUCUGCACCAUCCACCAGCCAUCCGCCGUCCUAUUCGAGAACUUCGACGAGCUCAUCCUGCUCAAGUCCGGCGGUCGCGUCGUGUACGCGGGCGAGCUGGGCAAGGACAGCCAGACGCUCAUCAAAUACUUCGAGUCCAACGGCGGCCACCACUGUCCCCCCGACGCCAACCCAGCCGAGUGGAUGCUGGACGUGAUCGGCGCGGGCAACCCAGACUACAAGGGCCAGGACUGGGGCGACACAUGGGCCGCCUCCAAGCAAUACGAGGCGCAAUCCCGCGAGAUCAACGAGCUGAACGAAAAACGCCGCAACGUCGAGCACUCCAAGAACAUCCAGGACGACCGCGAGUACGCGAUGCCCCUGACGACGCAGAUCAACGCCGUCGUGAAGCGGGCGUUUGUCAGCUACUGGCGCAAGCCCAACUACAUCAUGGGCAAGCUUAUCCUGCACAUCUUCACGGGCCUCUUCAACUGCUUCACCUUCUACAAGCUGGGCUACAGCAACAUCGACAUGCAGAGCCGGCUCUUCUCCAUCUUCAUGACCCUGACCAUCUCGCCCCCCCUGAUCCAGCAGCUCCAGCCCGUCUUCCUCGCCAGCCGCAACAUCUUCCAGUCGCGCGAGAACAACGCAAAGAUCUACUCGUGGUUCGCCUGGACCACGGGGGCCGUCAUCGCCGAGAUCCCCUGGUCCCUCUUCGCCGGCGCGGUGUACUUCAACUGCUGGUGGUGGGGGAUCAUGGGCUGGAGGCCCACGUACCAGGGGUUCCCCUCGGGCUUCACCCUGCUGUGCGUCCUCCUCUUCGAGCUGUACUACGUCGGCUUCGGCCAGGCCAUCGCCUCCUUCAGCCCCAACGAGCUCCUGGCAAGCCUGCUCGUGCCGGUGUUCUUCCUCUUCGUGGUCAGCUUCUGCGGCGUCGUCGUCCCCGCCCAGCAGCUCCCUUACUUCUGGCGCAGCUGGAUGUACUGGCUCACCCCGUUCCACUACCUGCUCGAGGCCUUCCUGGCCGUCGCGCUGCACGACCAGCCUGUUCGGUGUGCGGACAACGAGUUCGCGAGGUUCUCCCCGCCCCCCGGGCAGACCUGCAUGGAAUACGCGGGUGGGUAUAUCAGCCAGGCUGGCGGGUACGUCCAGGAUGCCAUCGACGGCAGCGGCCUGUGUGAGUACUGCCAGUAUGCUACCGGUGACGAGUUUGGCAGGGGGUUCAGCGUGUAUUAUUCCCACAUUUGGCGAAACUUUGGGAUUGUCUGUGGCUUUAUCGUCUUCAACUUCGCAGUGGUCUACUUUGCGACCUUCCUGAAGUUCAGAGGCAAGAAUCCCCUCAAGGGCAGUCUGGCGAAGCUCAAGGCCAAGAAGAACUGA